AUGAAGGUAAUGAUGGAUACAGGUGCAAAUCGAUCUUUUAUUUCAAUCAAAGCAUUAGAUCCAUCCUAUGGUAAGCAAUUUAUUAAUAAAUCACAUAGUCGUGUAAUUUUAGCUGAUGGUUAUACAUCUCUUUCUGUUUUUGGUACAAUGAAUUUAUUUAUUAUGAUGGAUGAUAUGUCAACUUCUAUUAAGGCAUUAUUCGUUAAAGAAUUAUGUGCCAAUUGUAUAUUAGGUAUGGAAUUCAUUCAUAAAUAUAAAUUAUUUAUUAAUACUGAAGAACAAAUAGUUUCCAUUAGUGAUAAUUAUAAAUGUAUCACAUUAAAAUUUGAUAUUAACAAAGAUGACAUAAGAUAUUCUGCAUGUCUAAUUAAUAAUGUCCGGAUUCCACCAAAGCGAACAGUAACAGUUCCUGUAUCUGUAGAAUUAUCAUCAGCUAAAGUAUUAUUUCGUCCAUGCUUUAAAUUACAACAACGCUUACCUAUAUUUAUGUUAAAUUCUUCAUUAACUAUUCAUCAUCAUACUUCAUCUAUUUCGCUUCAUAAUCCAACAACUUACUCAUGUUUAUUACCGAAGGGAAUUGUUUUGGAAACAAUAACUAUUCCUAUAUUAUCCUUCAAAAGAAACUCAAUUAUUGAUCAUCGAUCCGUAAAUAACAACAUUACUAAUUUAACUCGACAUACUGAUAAUCCUGAACAACAAGAUAGAGUUGAAACUCUUCUUAAUCAAUUUGCAAAAUUACUUGGUACUAGUAAAUUAACAAUUGCUACUAAUGUAAAAUCUCAUGCUAUUAAAACACUUGAUCAUCCUCGACCAGUAUCCAAACCAUAUUAUUCUACUCCAAGUGAACAAGAAGAAAUGUAUAAGAUAAUACAAGAUUUAUUGCAUUUUGGAUGA
Messenger RNA from Rotaria sordida, 894 nucleotides. The record is from the annotation of a GenBank genome assembly. NCBI's taxonomy places the organism in Eukaryota, Metazoa, Rotifera, Eurotatoria, Philodinida, Philodinidae.